Suricata suricatta (meerkat) is the source of this 4243-nucleotide messenger RNA. It is a transcript of the gene PLCL2, whose product is annotated as phospholipase C like 2. The transcript has 6 exons. The record is from RefSeq and is a predicted model, not a curated record. Gene Ontology annotation, biological process: lipid metabolic process; regulation of synaptic transmission, GABAergic; intracellular signal transduction. Lineage: Eukaryota; Metazoa; Chordata; Mammalia; Carnivora; Herpestidae. The coding region runs from base 129 to 3134 and encodes 1001 amino acids. Gene Ontology annotation, molecular function: phosphatidylinositol-4,5-bisphosphate phospholipase C activity; GABA receptor binding; inositol 1,4,5 trisphosphate binding.
CCCCCAGCCCCGCCGCCUGCCCCCUCCCCCGGGAGAGCAAACCCGGCGGCCUGCCCCGCCGGAGCAGCAUCAUCAAGGAUGGUACAAAACAGAAAAGAGAACGGAAGAAAACAGUGUCGUUCAGUAGCAUGCCGACAGAGAAGAAGAUCAGCAGUGCAAGUGAUUGCAUCAAUUCGAUGGUCGAGGGUUCAGAACUCAAAAAGGUUCGCUCCAACUCCAGGAUUUACCAUAGGUAUUUUUUACUGGAUGCUGACAUGCAGAGCCUGAGGUGGGAGCCAUCUAAGAAGGAUUCUGAGAAAGCCAAGAUUGAUAUUAAAUCCAUCAAGGAAGUGAGAACAGGAAAAAAUACAGACAUAUUCCGCAGCAAUGGCAUUUCUGACCAGAUAUCUGAAGAUUGUGCAUUUUCAGUCAUAUAUGGAGAGAAUUAUGAGUCACUUGAUUUGGUUGCCAACUCUGCAGAUGUUGCAAACAUCUGGGUUACGGGACUGCGGUAUUUAAUUUCUUAUGGAAAACAUACACUUGAUAUGUUAGAAAGUAGUCAAGACAACAUGAGGACUUCUUGGGUUUCACAAAUGUUUAGUGAAAUUGAUGUAGAAGACCUUGGACAUAUAACUCUGUGUAAUGCUGUGCAGUGCAUCAGAAACCUCAAUCCCGGUUUAAAAACUAGCAAAAUUGAGCUCAAGUUCAAAGAGUUGCACAAAUCCAAGGACAAAGCUGGUACUGAAGUCACAAAAGAAGAAUUUGUUGAGGUUUUCCAUGAGCUUUGUACCAGACCUGAAAUUUAUUUCCUUUUAGUUCAGUUUUCAAGCAAUAAAGAAUUUCUUGAUACCAAGGACCUUAUGAUGUUUCUUGAGGCAGAGCAGGGUGUGGCACAUAUAAAUGAGGAAAUAAGCCUUGAGAUUAUUCACAAAUAUGAGCCAUCCAAAGAAGGUAAGGAAAAGGGCUGGCUUUCCAUAGAUGGGUUCACUAAUUACCUUAUGUCACCUGACUGUUAUAUAUUUGAUCCAGAACAUAAGAAGGUCUGUCAAGAUAUGAAGCAACCGUUGUCUCAUUACUUUAUAAACUCAUCUCAUAAUACAUACUUAAUAGAGGAUCAGUUCCGAGGUCCCUCUGAUAUCACAGGAUACAUCCGAGCUCUUAAAAUGGGUUGCCGGAGUGUUGAAUUAGAUGUUUGGGACGGGCCAGAUAAUGAACCCGUUAUUUACACAGGCCACACCAUGACCUCUCAGAUAGUCUUCCGCAGUGUCAUUGAUAUUAUUAACAAGUAUGCAUUCUUUGCUUCAGAGUAUCCUCUUAUCUUGUGUUUAGAAAAUCACUGUUCUAUUAAACAGCAGAAGGUAAUGGUUCAGCACAUGAAGAAAAUCUUAGGAGACAAGCUCUAUACAACAUCACCCAAUGUGGAGGACUCUUACCUACCAUCCCCAGAUGUCCUGAAAGGGAGGAUACUAAUUAAAGCAAAGAAGCUGUCCUCAAAUUGUUCAGGUGUGGAAGGGGAUGUUACUGAUGAAGAUGAGGGAGCAGAAAUGUCUCAGAGGAUGGGAAAAGAGAACGUGGAGCAGCCCAACAAUGUGCCUGUGAAGCGAUUUCAGCUCUGUAAAGAACUGUCUGAACUGGUGAGCAUCUGCAAGUCAGUUCAGUUCAAAGAAUUUCAGGUGUCAUUUCAGGUUCAGAAAUACUGGGAAGUCUGUUCAUUUAACGAAGUGCUUGCCAGCAAAUACGCCAACGAGAAUCCAGGGGACUUUGUAAAUUACAACAAACGUUUCCUUGCGAGGGUUUUCCCCAGCCCCAUGAGAAUUGACUCCAGUAACAUGAACCCCCAAGACUUUUGGAAGUGUGGGUGUCAGAUCGUAGCCAUGAACUUUCAGACCCCAGGCCUGAUGAUGGACCUGAAUAUUGGUUGGUUUAGACAGAAUGGGAACUGUGGCUAUGUCCUUCGGCCGGCCAUCAUGAGAGAGGAAGUCUCUUUCUUCAGCGCCAACACAAAGGACUCUGUCCCCGGGGUUUCACCUCAGCUUCUUCACAUUAAAAUCAUCAGCGGGCAGAACUUUCCCAAACCCAAAGGAUCAGGUGCCAAAGGUGAUGUAGUGGAUCCUUACGUAUACGUUGAAAUUCACGGAAUUCCUGCUGACUGUGCAGAACAAAGGACAAAAACAGUGCACCAGAACGGGGAUGCUCCCAUUUUUGAUGAGAGCUUUGAAUUUCAAAUCAACCUCCCUGAACUGGCCAUGGUGCGCUUUGUCGUACUCGAUGAUGACUACAUUGGGGAUGAGUUCAUUGGUCAGUACACGAUUCCCUUUGAGUGUUUACAGACGGGCUACCGCCAUGUCCCUCUGCAGUCACUGACUGGAGAGGUCCUAGCACACGCUUCUUUGUUUGUCCACGUGGCCAUUACGAACCGAAGAGGAGGCGGGAAACCUCACAAAAGGGGCCUUUCUGUGAGAAAAGGGAAAAAAUCCAGGGAAUAUGCAUCUUUAAGAACAUUGUGGAUUAAAACUGUAGAUGAGGUGUUCAAGAAUGCCCAGCCCCCUAUACGGGAUGCCACAGAUCUGAGAGAGAACAUGCAGAAUGCAGUGGUGUCAUUCAAAGAGCUGUGUGGCCUCUCCUCCGUGGCCAAUCUCAUGCAGUGCAUGCUGGCGGUGUCUCCCCGCUUUCUGGGAGCAGAUAACACACCCCUCGUGGUCCUGAAUCUCAGCGAGCCGUAUCCCACAAUGGAGUUGCAGGGAAUCGUGCCUGAGGUUCUAAAGAAGAUCGUAACAACCUACGACAUGAUGAUCCAGUCCCUCAAGGCAGUGAUUGAAAAUGCAGAUGCUGUGUAUGAAAAGAUUGUACACUGUCAGAAGGCAGCCAUGGAAUUCCAUGAACACUUGCACAGCAUUGGCACCAAGGAAGGUUUGAAGGAACGAAAGCUACAAAAAGCAGUGGAGAGCUUUACCUGGAAUAUCACCAUCUUAAAGGGACAAGCGGAUCUUUUGAAAUAUGCUAAGAACGAGACCUUGGAGAACCUGAAACAAAUCCAUUUUGCUGCUGUUUCAUGUGGACUGAAUAAACCAGGCACAGAAAAUGCCGACAUUCAGAAGCCACGCCGGAGCCUGGAAGUCAUACCUGAAAAAGCAAAUGAUGAAACUGGAGAUUGAAGGAAUUUUCUAGAAACCAUUAUGGAGUUUAUAACUCUAGGACCAAUUGUAGUCAAGUGGGACAUUUGCUUUGCACUCACUAAUGAAAAUAAUAUUUGGGAUUUUAAAGCACAACUGGAGUAGCUGAUUACGGUCUAUUAAAACUGUGAAUGUAUGUAGCAAUUCUGCGUGUGAAGGCAAAUAAACUCUUUAACAAGAAAUUAUAUUCCUGGCCAAAAUAUGCUAUAUUUGUAUACAAAGGCAUCGUGACAGUUCCAGGGUGGACAACAGACUCUUAGUUCUAGUUCCGUUGAGAAAAAAAACGUUUUCCUAACUGAAAACAAUUUCUUAAGAUGGGAAUGGAUUGUAUUGUCAAAUUCGUAUUUAUUGGAGAGAAACCUAACCUACGCAUUUUACUUCUAUACGAUUGCCAGAGUCUCUGAGUUAUAGAUGAUUUUGGUGGCGUGCCUGCUGAGCUAUGAUUACUGGGGAGAAUGUAAGUGGACAGAUGCACCGAGUCCCCAGGGGCCGUGGAGCCAUCGAACUACCAGGACUGCGGCUCCCGGCUGAAGACACACACUGGGCAGACAUAUGACGUAAAAGCAGCCAAUCUGGAAGCGACACAUUGUAAAUAGUUUUUCAUUGUAUGAAGUAGUGUUCACAUUAAAACGAUGUUUUAUGAUAUUUCUCCAGUAGCAGUACAUGCAUUUAAUGAAAGUUUUAACUUUUAACGUUUCUAGUUAAAAAUAUUCGACUCCUCAGAGCGGCCAGUGGUCAAGCAGCUUUGUCAGCAAUGAGUUUCUUGUCUGGCUUCACGGUUUCGCUUCAAGGAAGGUGCUCACGACUUGGCGCAAUGACAGCUGACUGAUUUCUGCCACGAGCCGAGAUGCCACUUUGCGCUCUGAAUUCGCACUGGAGUGAAGUGUGCCCCCCAGACAGUGCAGCUCGGGGGGCAGGGGCACGGGUAGCUGUCCUUUGCCAGCUGGGAUUUUAAUCCAAGCCUUUAUUUUCUAAAUCGGUGAAACUUUGCGCUAUUUUUGAAAAGAUACCAGACACUGCAGCCCAAUUACUGCUUCUCCCAAACCAAACUUGCUUUCAGAUAUUGGAAGAGUAAAAGCUCUAAAUCUUCA